AUCUAUUAAACGUAGAAGGUGUAGGUCACGUGAGGCGCUCGGGUCGCCCUGCGGUUGGCUGGCCGAAGUUCCUGUUUGUUUGGGUGGCGAUUGUCCGGUGUGGCCCGUUCACGUGCAGAGCCAGCCGCGGGGGAUGAGUGGGAGGAGUGUCAGCCCCCUGGAGGAGACCUUGACUGCAAACUGUUGCUCACUGAUAAGAGAAUUGACGUUGGUGUGCAAACUGAAAAUUUGAAGAGGGCUGCAUUUCGUCUGUGUGCUAUCAAUAAAUGUUCACAAUGAAAAUUAAAUAAGGCAGAAUAUGACUGGACACUUUUAGUUUGGAGAUGCCUAGAAAAAGGAGGAGUUUGUCCCUAAGUCCUCAAAAGAAGACAUCAAACCCCAACAUCCCUGUGUCCCUUUCAUCUUCUGCUUCAUUGCCCCUUCCACCAGCAAUGAGCGGUAACAAGAAGGAGAUGCUCCGCAGUAUGUGUGAGAUGUUUCCCAAUCUGGAACCUUCCUUGAUAGAAAUGGUGCUCUCUGAAUAUACUGAAGUUGAAAUCGUGAUGGACUAUCUCUUGGAGCUCUCAACAGUUGCUAAAAUGGAGGCUAAGCUGGAGUCCACAGGUUUUGAAAAUAUUACAUCGUAUUUAGAUGAUUUCCAGAUGGAUUCACAUAGUCCAGAAAAUGGGGACACUGACAAAGCUGAAGAUUACCCAGAUGACACGUACAUAGAUGAGACUGGUUGCCAUGAUCUGGAUAUGUUGUUGGAUGAAGCGCUGGAUAGGUAUGGCCUAACAAGUUCAGAAGAUAUUUAUAGCAAAGAGAAACCCGACAGUUCAUUAUCGGAAGCAUCAAUCAGCGGUGUUAUGUCACAGCAGGUUCAAUCUACGUCACCUGGGAAUACCUCGUUUCACACCGAGUAUGUGGCAAACAUUCCUCAGAACCAGAUAAGCCUGGAUAGGGCAGAGCAGUUGCAAUUGGGUGACACACCUCACAAAUCUAAUGCUGAUACCAUCUCUACUACAUCAUCAGUUAAAUCCAAAAUAACUGAACUGGAACAGACAGCUGAUUUUAUGACUUCUCCAGGCACACAUGACAUUUUUUUACAGAAUGAUAAGGUUGGAACUACUAAUUCCCAAAGACAUUUUGUAAGCAGUAAAAUGCCUGCUGCUCAGAAAUUUAGCCAAGAGAGCAUAAAAUCGGUAUUAACAGGGCAGUCUAUUGCACCAAGUGUUUCUCCUAAGUCCCAAUAUAAAUGGAAUCCAUUGGCAUCAACAUUCAUUCCAGCAGCUAAUCCACAAGGCUCAUUCAUCACUCCAGUAGUUGCUAAUCCUGUACAAUGGCCAUAUGCUGCAUGUGCAAUACAACCUAGUGGAGUCCUUUCUUUUAAUGCUCAGGUUCCCUCUGCAUAUGCCUGGAAUCCAUUUUCUUCAAUACAGUGGACUGCUGAAAACGUGAAGCCCAUAAGUGUGCCUAAACCCAAACCACAGCUUAUUGCUCAGACCUCUAAAAAAGUGACACGUUUAGUAGGAAAAGUGCUAAUUCUGUUAAGAGGUGCACCAGGAUCUGGGAAAACUACACUGGCAAGAAUGUUAUUGGAGCAGAACCCGACUGGAGUUAUUCUAAGUACUGAUGAUUAUUUUCAGAAAAAUGGCCAAUACCAGUUUGAUAAAAACUGUCUGAGUGAGGCUCACGACUGGAAUCAGCAGCGAGCUAAAGAUGCUUUUGAGAAGAAUGUCUCACCGAUCAUAAUAGACAAUACCAACUUACAAGGAUGGGAAAUGAAGCCAUAUGUCUCUAUGGCCAUGAAACACAAAUAUAAAGUAACAUUUCGUGAACCAGAAACGUGGUGGAAAUAUAAACCUAAAGAACUUGAAAGGCGUAACAUUCAUUGUAUAAAGAAGGAGAAAAUAGUGAAAAUGAUGGAAAAUUUUGAACGUGUUACAGUCAGCUCUAUAUUAAAUCUGUCUCGUGCAAAGGAGCCUGAGAGUGCUGGUGCGGGUCAACUAAAAUCAGAUGAAAGAAAUGGCAACACCUUGGUUAAAGAAGUUAAUUCUUCUACAACAGAAGCCAAAAAUCUUUCUGGCACAGAUGUAACGGCUGUCGGUGCAGAUAAAAGCCUUGUCUCAGAUGAAGGAAGAAAUGGUCCCAACAUCUCACUGAAUAUAAUUGAGUCUGUGAAACAAAACACAAAGAAUACAGAUGAUGAACCUGAGACAUGUUCAGAUAAUGUUUUUUGCCUAGAGGAUAAUUCCAUUGAGAAUCAGCCUUGCAGUAUUGAAAACGUAUCUACUGAAAUAAGUAUACAGGAGGUAAAUACAGACAAAGAAGAUAAUUCAGAUGUUGGUUGCAGUUCAUCACAACUCAGUGAAAGACCAGAGCUUCAAAGUUUUGUUGGGGACUGGCCUUCGGAACAAACCUUAAAGCAGAGAGCACCAAGAAACAGAAAGAAGGCCAAGCCUGUUCAGCACCCUGCCGCAGAAGAAACAAUUGAAGUCUGUAGUUUGGAGCAAAUGGAUUUCAAUGAGCUUGCUCCAAAGGAGGAUGUUACUACACGAAUGACCAAUUUGGAAACGGAAUCUUCUGUAUCAAGUAAUUUUAAUGGAAUGAAUUUACAAAAAAUGGAAAAUCAAUUACACACAAUCCCCCCUUACAGUGACAAUGUAAACAAAGAUCUGAUAGAACAAGUCGAUGAAUCUGGUGUUGAGUUCCCUGAACUUCUACAGGAAGUGCCACAAGUUACUGUAAAGUAUAUAAAUACAGACAUGUCAAGUGUUACAACAGAUAUGGAAUAUAUGAUGAGAUCAGGCAAGAGCAGUUGUAGAAAUUGUAAGUUCUCUCUAACCUUUUGUAAUAGUUGCUUCAGAACUGAUAGAACAUUGCCUCCAUGUGAAAUGAUAGAUGUAAACCAAAGUAGUACUGGAAUCAGUACAUGCACUCAAACUGAACCUUAUGAGUUUGCAAUAGCAUGGAGAGCAGAGAAGAAAACAAUGGAAGUCUUUGGGUCCCUAAAGGUUCUUACUGGAAAAGUUGAUCGGUUUAAAUCAAAGUCAUUAGAGACUAAUGAAUAUUCUCAAGAAAAUAUACCUUAUAGAAUGAUGCAUCACAAAAGUACAUUUGUAGAAGAAAAUGAGAUAAUAAGUCUACAAGAUGAAGAUAGUUUGCAAAUUCUUUGUAAGAUGUUUAGGUCUCUUUCUUUUGAUGUGUUGAAAGAUCUUUUUGACAGGUGCAAUAAAGACCUGGAAUGGGCAACAAAUUUGCUUCUUGAUUCUGGAGAAAAAAUAUAUAAAGAUGAAUAUGAUCAAGAUGAAAGGUUAAAACCUGUUGAUAACUGUGAACAUGUAGAAAAUGACUGUCAAUUAGAGGAAGACCGUAUUCACCCUGAUGGCUCUCGAACAAAUGAUAAUUCUGAACUAACUGAAGAACAGUCUGCAAGCUUAAAAGUGGAUGACAACAGUAUUGAAAACAGCAGUGGCAUUGUUUUAGAAAAUUAUACUCUUGCUAAUACUGUACCCUUAGUUGUUGCUGAAGAGUUAAAGAAUGGCAAUGUUUUAUCAUCUGCUGAAGCGAGUGGAACUACUAACUGCAUUAUACUGGACAGUGUUCAACCUGGCCAAUCCACAGUACCUGAUACUAUUGAAGCCCAUAUAAUGUGGUCCUCCGGUUUAGAAGGGGGGCAGUUUAAUGCUCAAGAUCCAGAUCUUAAUAUAGAUAUUGAAACCAAUAACAACAUAUUGAAUGAAAAAACCAUCAAGAAAGACGUUAAUCAGGAAAUGAAUCCUCUUAAUGGAGUGCUAUAUGAAACUGAUGGAAAAGAUCAAGAAAAUAAGGAUGCGUUGCCUAUUUCUGUAGAAUCAAAUAAGCCACGAAAAAACUCUUCUUCGCAGCCCAAGGACUUAAAAUUUGACUAUUUAGAAUUAUCGUUACCUCCAGAACUUGCCUUCCAGCUAACUGAAUUGUUUGGCCCUGUUGGAAUCGAUCCAGGCUCCCUAACUAUUGAGGAUUGUUUGGUUCCUAUAGACCUUAAACUGGCUGAAGCGAUCCAUAAAAAGUGGAAACAAUCAAUAGAGGAGAGGCAUAAUCAAGAAGCAUUAUCCUAUCAACUUCUGUUCGAAGACUUUACAACCAAUGAUCAAAUACAACUGGACAGUCUUCUUCAGGAACAGGAGUCUAGGCUGGAUGGAAAUAAUUUAGUUGUUUCCCAUGGAGAAACUGAUAUGUUUCCAUUCAUGGACCAGUGGAAUACCAGAAUAAAGAAAGUUUCGCUGCGGCAGAUCAUGUCUGAAGAAAUGGCAUUUCAGGCCCGGGAAGAUAUGAAGAAGCCUUUAGCAUCGUCAAACUGCGCUGUGAAAAUGAAGGAGAAGCAACUCUUGGAACUGUUUCCUAACAUAGAGCAAAACCUGCUUAUGGACAUUUUUAAAGAAAACAAUUAUUCUUUAGAGACGACAGAAGAGUUCAUCAGCUCAGCACUAGAAGCUGAUCCUGUGCAGAAUGUUGUGGCUCAAGGGUUUAAACAGGAGCUGCCCUCAUCAACUGACAGAAUGAAGGAAAAGAGAGCAAAAGCAGAUAAAGAGGAUCUCGGUGAUCGCUAUUUCCAGGAUUUGGAAUGCCCAGAAUAUGAUGACUUCAGGGCAGAGGCCCUUCUGUAUCAUCGGAAGCAGCAGGAAAGCUACAGGAAAGCAGCGGAAGCUCACACCCGGGGAAUGAAACAAGUGGCAGCCUUUUAUGCACAACAGGGCUAUUUGUAUGGGCAGAAGAUGAAAGAGGAGAAUAACAGAGCAGCUGUGCAGAUUUUUGAACAGGCUAAUGAGUACCUCCUGCCAGAAAAUAUAUUGGAUUUACAUGGACUUCAUGUAGAUGAGGCUAUGAAACACUUCCGCAGCGUCCUGCAAGCGAAGACAGAAGAUUAUCGACAGAAUGGAGGCAGCCCGCACCUUCUUGUGAUAACGGGAAGAGGGAAUCGUAGCCAGGGAGGUGUUCCACGCAUUAAACCAGCAGUCAUAGACUACCUCACAAAUCACGACUACAGAUUUCAGGAGAAGACAUCAGGUGCCCUACGCAUCACACUUAAAUGAAUGGCUGUAUGAAUUGACUCGAAGACCAUUUCUACUGUAAAGUGGAGCGUUUUAACACUUGUGUAAUCUGUAGUUGUGUUAAAAGUGUUGACAGUGAAGGGAAUGUAUACAAAAUAAUGUAAUCUCUUAAAUGUGUGAUAAUUGGAGAUUAAGGGAGCGUUCUGUUGAACCAACAAAAUAUGGGAAAAUGUUUUCAAUAAUUGAUUAGAUAGUUAUUUCUUAUCUAACAAGUUGAGCAUAUGUCCUCAUGCAUGUUACUUUUAAACGUUAAGGUUUUUCAUCUUGCCCAUUUGAGGUGUGCCUGGCAUGUUCCUCAGUUACACCAUUUUAUAUUUGUUUUUAAAACUUGGUGCUGAGGUUUAAUGUAUAAUAGUUCCUUUCUGAAUUAUUGAGUACCCAUUUUAAAGCAACAUUUUACUUUUCUCUGUUUUGGAACUAUUGAAUGUAAUAGGUAUAUGUGAAAUGAUACCACUUUUGGAAUUUAAGGGCUUACACACAAGGGAUGGAGACUCAGAUUGUCACCUUGUAGCAUGGCAUUGCCUGCAGGUUGGUUCACAUUCACUUUUAUACUUCUGUUUUCUUGCACUCCCAGCUCAGGAUCACUUUAGUGGAGAGAAUGGAGCUGUGUCCACUAAAGUAUGUUGGAUAGCAUAGCAACCUUUGUUGAUUAUAGAGAUCAUCAUGCACACAUCAACAUGCAUCAGAAUUAAACGGAUGUCCAAGAUGAAUCUUUAAUAACAGCCUUCAAAACCCUUGAUGUUGAGCCCAAGCUUUCCUUUCAUUUUAGAUGUUCUCUCUAGGCAAAUAUUUCCAUAAGGUGUUGUGUUGAGGAAUUUUUAUUAAGAGUUAAGAUGCUUUCAUUCGUUUGGAAUAUCACUGGUCCUAUUAAAGGUUUGAUAUGUAAUGAGCAGGAACAAUGUUAUUUCAGCCAUCAGUAUAAUAUUUUGUAAGACUGUUACCGAGCGCUGCUAUUACGUUUUUUAUUUUUUUAUGAAAUGUGCAUUACGCAUACAUAUCAGGAGCUGAAAUUUUGUGGAAUUUCCGCACCCUAUUUAUUAACCUUAAGUUGUUUUUGUGCAAAAAAAAUGUAAUGAUUGAGUAUUAGGCAUCGAGCAUACUAAAGCAUUCGUCCGUGGAGGGCCGUAUUUACCCAAACGGGAAGGCACAGUUUGUUCCAUGUAUCCUUCUGGAGGCAGUCCCAUUGAUGUCAAUUGGAAAGUAUCGGUUGCACAGACACAGCUUCUGCUCACAAUUUGACAUCCAUGUGGGUGCAGGUGCACAUCCCUAUCAGAUUGGGAGCAGUGGCUGUGUCCAUGCAGCUGCUGCGUCCCAGUUGUCAUCAGUGGGACUGCCUGCACAGAAAUUGCCAGAACACUUGUUCCUUUUUCAUCCCAAUGUUUGCAGACCACAGGGAUAUUUUACCUGCACAACAAAUCCUUUUUUUUUUGCCAAAUGCAUUUUUUAAUUUGCUUCAGGCACUGAAGUCAAAUAUUAGUCAAGUCCUGUGCCACAAAGGUUCACAAACCUGUGUAAGCAGGUCAGCACUGUUCAUUCUGCAGCAAAGUGAACAUGAAGGUAAGCUCACAUUGCUGCAGUUUUGGAUACAAACUCUAGGAUUUUUAUUAAAACUACUAUCAUGUAAUAGUAUAUACCUAUUGCUCUAGUCAUGGCCAUUAAUUUUGAAUUCAAACAAAGUUGAAACAAGUUUUAAAAGCACUUGGGCCUCGUCAUCGAGGUAUUUACAAAAAUAGAUAUAAUUAGCAUAGACACUCCAUUGGUGUGAAAACAUCCAUUUAUUUUUCUUUAAUUAAGUGCCCCAGCUUUUUUCAUCACUUAUUAUUUCACAUUACGUAGAAUUUUUAGAAGUUUCAACACAUUCAGAAGUCUUGUACUGGUUUCACUACUUGCUCAAAGAUAUACUGUUUGGCAAUGUUGUGCAAGUAGAUCAAUUCACUUGGCACUCAGUAUUGGUAAUACUUUGUAAUAGCCUGACAUUUUCAGAGCUCUCUCUAAUAAAACUAUUUAUUUUACCUCUGAUAGGGCAGAAUAACACAAGUGUGUUCCUUUCUUUUACUUCCUACAAUGAAAAUAGCUGUAUGCAAACUGCUUAGUAAGCUAAUGGUCACUGAAUCAUCUUAAGCUGCAUAUACAAUAAUAGAUUUUCAAAGGAGCAAUUGUACAAAAAUUGAUGCAAAAAUGAUCAGUACAUUCAAUGGGUUGAUGGAUUUUGUUAAAAUUUAGUUUGCCCUUUACAUUCGAUUUUGGAACAAAAACAACAUGCACUGUUGGAAUUUUUUUCUAGAAUUAGUUAAUUUUUAUCCUGCUGUUUUCAAUUUUCUCUUAACAGCAGUCGAAAACAAAUGUUGAUUUGACUCCACCAAUGAUUAGAAAAUCAAACAAACAUUCUUAAAAGGAAAAAUUCUACUAUUGUAUAGCCAUCUUUUAGUGUAGAAGGUUUGGCUGGGAGGAAAUCCCACCUUGUAGUUAAAGUUGGCACAGUGCAGCAAUCUUCAACUCUCCAAGAAAUUAACAUAUUACCAUUUAUACCAAUUGUAGACCAGAAUUUAAAACACUU
Molecule: messenger RNA, 7629 nt
Organism: Rana temporaria (common frog)
Lineage: Eukaryota; Metazoa; Chordata; Amphibia; Anura; Ranidae
Gene: N4BP2
Product: NEDD4 binding protein 2
Exons: 18
Coding region: 324-5054 (1576 amino acids)
Molecular function (GO): ubiquitin binding
Source: RefSeq, a predicted model, not a curated record